AUGGCCACGCCGACCGCCAAUGGCGGCUAUGCCACCACAGAAGGCACCCUCCAUGUCUCCAAGCCCUUCCGCGAUAACAAAUCCAAGAAGAUGCGUGCCGUCGUCACCUUCCACCCCCGCAAGUCCCACUUUGACACGUCGAACGAGGCCUCGGGCACGAACGAGUUCCGUGGCUUCUUCACGCUCUUUUGGAUAUCCAUGUUCCUCUUCACUGUACAGACGUACAUCACCAGCUUCGAGACGCACGGAUACGCGCUUAGCAUGGGGUUCGCGACCAUGUUCUCGCGCGAUGCUGUUACGCUCGCGCUGAGCGACUUACUCCUCGUCGCUACCACGGGUCUUUGCGUGCCCUUCGCGAAGGCGGUCAGCAAGGGGUGGAUACGGUAUUACUGGGUUGGAGUCAUUAUCCAGCAUGUUUUCCAGACUCUUGUCCUUGUAGUUGCUGUUACGUGGACAUUCAAUCGACAAUGGCCAUGGGUGCAAUCUGGAUUCCUCACUUUACACUCACUUGUUAUGAUCAUGAAGAUGCACUCCUACAUGACAGUCAACGGCUAUCUCCAAUGGGUGCGAACCCGCGCAAAGGACACUUUCGGGCGGAUGAGUGAAGCGACCGAGGAGUAUGGCGGCAUCGACCAGGCCAUCAGUGUGGCCCGCCAGAAGCGCUACGAAGAAGAGGCCCCAUCCGUGCUGACGACAGGCCAAAACACCACGGAAAUUGGUACUCCCGUAAUCCAGACUCCCAGCGAGAUGAACAGGAGCUCAACGGAGCUCACAAAUGACACGAACAUCAGCACCAGAAACAAUGAUGAGAAUGGGCCUUUGCGACACUACACCGACCCCUCGACCGCUGCGGCAUUGCGCAAGCGGCUGAACGCCAUCUCCGCCGGGGAGCGCUCGGAGAACCGCGAUGAAGGUAAACGGGACCAAGACAUGAAGGAGAACGCCAAUAUCGUCAAUGAGGCCGUCAAGAACGGCGACGUGAAGCGUAGCGGCGACGCCACCCCAUCCCCCUCGGUCACCAGCACUAGUAUCCCGGACCGCGAUCCUGCGUACGCGCUGAAGUACCACCCGGACGCGCACAUCGCGGCUCUCGCGAAGGAGUAUGUUGACCUCGACUCGGAGCUCGUGAGCGCGGGCCCGGCGCAGGUGCGCUGGCCAGAGAACAUCUCGUUGAAGAACUUUGUUGUGUAUCAACUGAUUCCGACGUUGGUGUAUGAGCUGGAGUAUCCGCGCACUGACCGGAUACGGCCGAUUUAUGUUUUCGAGAAAACGACAGCAUUUAUGGGCUCGUUCGCGCUGCUUUAUACUGUUACGGAGAGUUUUAUUAUUCCCUUGACCCCGACCCCGGAUCAGUCGUUCUUCCGCUCGCUCCUUGAUCUCGCUCUGCCGUUUAUGAUUGCCUAUCUGCUUUUGUUCUACAUCAUUUUUGAAUGCAUUUGCAAUGGUUUUGCAGAACUCUCAUACUUCGCCGAUCGACAAUUCUACGAGGAUUGGUGGAACUCAACGUCCUGGGACGAGUUCUCGCGCAAGUGGAACAAGCCCGUGCACACCUUCCUCCUGCGGCACGUGUAUGCGUCGACGCUCUCCACGUACCCCAUCUCGCGCUUCACAGCCAUGUUCCUCACGUUCCUACUCUCUGCCGCCGCGCACGAGCUCGUGAUGACAGUCGUGACGAAGAAGAUCCGGAUGUACCUCUUCGUGAUGCAGCUUGCCCAGAUACCGAUGAUCCUCGUGAGCCGCGCGCCGUUCAUCAAGCGCAACAAGCUCAUGGGUAAUGUUGUGUUCUGGCUGGGGCUGUAUGCGGGGUUCCCGCUGCUGUGUGUUGCGUAUGUCGCGUAUUGA
Coniophora puteana RWD-64-598 SS2 is the source of this 1842-nucleotide messenger RNA. RefSeq lists its product as uncharacterized. Gene Ontology annotation, biological process: ergosterol metabolic process. NCBI's taxonomy places the organism in Eukaryota, Fungi, Basidiomycota, Agaricomycetes, Boletales, Coniophoraceae. The coding region runs from base 1 to 1842 and encodes 613 amino acids. Gene Ontology annotation, cellular component: endoplasmic reticulum membrane. Gene Ontology annotation, molecular function: ergosterol O-acyltransferase activity. The record is from RefSeq and is a predicted model, not a curated record. The transcript has 7 exons.